Molecule: messenger RNA, 747 nt
Organism: Prorocentrum cordatum
Lineage: Eukaryota; Dinophyceae; Prorocentrales; Prorocentraceae
Source: the annotation of a GenBank genome assembly
GAAGGCGCGGCGAAGCAGGGGGGCGCUGACCCAGGGGCGGUGCUUAAAGCGUUGCUUUCAGGAAAGAGGCCCGACGAGGUGCCGCGUCCACUGGGUUUGCGCGCGCGCGGCGAUUUCGGUGCCGUGCAGGCGACGCACCUCGAGUUCGCCAGCGUGGUGUCUGAUGUCAGCGUGGAAGGUUUGCCCGCGGAAUGUUGGCCCAGGCGCUCGCGCAUGUUCGCGCGAGCGGCGCACUUUCGGCGUCGCCCCUCGCGCAGUUCGCACCGCGUGGGCGAACUGGCCGCAGAGGCGGCCAAGCUCAAGAAGGUCGGCGUUGCCUCGCCGUUUGUGCUGGUGGAUCUGAAGAAAUGGCUUCCUGAAUUCGCGGCUCUCAAGGAAGUCCUCCAGGAAGAGGACAGGGAACAAACUCACCGAGGCGCGCUGGUUUCGCGAUCGAACCUGCGCAACGCGUUGCUUUUGCUGCAGGAUCUUCUCGAUCUGGCCAACGCCAUCAAGGCCAACGGCCAAGAGGGGAAGCGCAAGACGUUGGCCGAGGACGCGUGUGGCCGCGAUGAGAAGCCCGACGCGGGCUCAGGGGGCGGCAGCAAUGGCGGGGCAAGAGGUUCCAGCGACAGCGGCACAGGCGGAGGUGCGCAGAACGACCGCCGCGGCUCGUGGUCGCGCGGUGAUUUGGCAAGACCGCAGCGCGUGGUCGAGCGGCCGCUCCUCGUGGUCUUCUGGCGACCGCAGGCCGCGCGCGCCGCCCAG